Messenger RNA from Ananas comosus (pineapple), 1040 nucleotides. Its product is annotated as uclacyanin-2-like. The transcript has 2 exons. Lineage: Eukaryota; Viridiplantae; Streptophyta; Magnoliopsida; Poales; Bromeliaceae. Gene Ontology annotation, cellular component: plasma membrane. Gene Ontology annotation, molecular function: electron transfer activity. The coding region runs from base 186 to 887 and encodes 233 amino acids. The record is from RefSeq and is a predicted model, not a curated record.
CUGCCAUUUGCCACUAACAUGCCAGAGAGAUUUCAGCUGCCAGCUAACCCACACUUUCUCAAUGGACUGUCUGACCUCCCUUAAAUAUUUAUUAACUCAAUUAUUCAUUAAACCAAACUCCCCAUCAACCUCUUUUAGAUCAGGAGGUGGUGGUGGUGGUGUUGGUCACAAAGCAAUUAGGAGGCAUGUUAAUGUCUCCUGCAAUGUUGUGGUUGUUGUUAUCUUCGUUGUUGGCGGUGGCGGUAGUGACAAUUCCCUGCUUCGCUGCGGCGGCGGCCGACACGGCGCCGCCGUAUGCGAAUCACACGGUCGGCGGCGCCGCCGGGUGGUUCUUCAACGCCACCGCCAACGCCUCCGCCACCAACUACUCGGCCUGGGCCGCCACACAAUCAUUCUACCUGGGAGACUAUCUCAUAUUCAACACGAACGCGAACUCCACGGUGGUGCAAACGAGCAACGAGACGGCGUACCAGCUCUGCGACGCGAGCGGCGGCGACGACGGCGACGGCGGCGGCGGCGACGACACCUUCUUCUUCUCCGGCGGCGGCGGCGGCCGAGGCGGGGGAGCGGAGGAGGCGGUGGCGGUGCCGCUGACGGUGGAGGGCGCGCUCUACUACUUCUCCGACGACGACGACGGGAUCCAGUGCGCGCGGGGGAUGCGCUUCGCCGUCGCCGUAGCCCGCGGCCGCGGCCUCCCCCCGGCGCUAGCCGCGCCGCCGCCGCCUCCGCCGCCGAGCGCCGCCCCGCCGCCGCCCUACACGGCCGCGGGGACGAGCCAGGGGGAGAGGUUCUACAAUGGCGCGGGGAGGCUAGGGUUAGGGUUAGGGUUUUGGGGGAGCGUCGCGGGGGUCGGGGUCGUCGCGGCGAUGGUCAUCGGAGCGGUGUGAACGGGUUCGGGUUCGGAUUCGGGUGGGAGCUUCCCCCCUCCUAUUAAGGUGGGCCCCACAUUGUUUGUUGGGUGAAAUGAUGAGUAGUCCCUGUACUUUCCGGAUAUUACAACUUGGUCUGUUUUUUUAAAUUAAAUAAUUUUUUUGGGUUAA